UUGUGGUUAUGUUUAUGUGUUAUGUAGUUAUAUUUAUUUAAUAUCAUAAACCAAAAUAGAUGCUUAAACUUUGAAUUUGGAGUAAUUUUGGAGUUUGGAAAAUGACUAAAACAUCAGGAGAACAACAUAUAGAAUAUGUUCCCUCCAAACUACUUACAAAUAUCUUCCAACUGGAUGUUUUAGAAAGAAAAAUAACAUGCCAAGUAAUUAAAAUGAAGGAUUCUGUUAUUAUAUAUGUAAAUGAAAAUGAUACACCUGAAUUUAAUAAUUUAGCAUUAGCCAUGAAGGAUCGCUACAGUAGUGAACCAAUUAGUACUGUUCUAGUGGGUGACUUCAAUGAAGAUUUUUCAAAAAAUACAACUUCUAAAUUAUGUAAAAAGUUGAAUAAGGUGGUUUUUUUAAGUUGCAAUGUAAGUCAAGAUAGGUUGUUAAUGCCACUUUUGGAAAAACAAAUAUAUGAAAAAAUUAAGAGUUCUCCAGAUAUGUUUUAAUGUAAAUGUAAUUUAUUUAAUUUUUAUAAAUAAAAACUCAAAGAAUCAGUCU
This is a messenger RNA of Diabrotica balteata, 543 nucleotides long. Lineage: Eukaryota; Metazoa; Arthropoda; Insecta; Coleoptera; Chrysomelidae. The record is from the annotation of a GenBank genome assembly.